Molecule: messenger RNA, 840 nt
Organism: Aspergillus neoniger CBS 115656
Lineage: Eukaryota; Fungi; Ascomycota; Eurotiomycetes; Eurotiales; Aspergillaceae
Exons: 5
Coding region: 1-840 (279 amino acids)
Source: RefSeq, a predicted model, not a curated record
AUGAGCACGAUUGCUGUGGCCGGUGGAACCGGCGGCAUAGGAAAGACUAUCGUCGAGGCAUUGCUGCAGGAACCCAAAUAUCGGGUCAUUGUCUUGACGCAAAGUAGUCCCAAAGAGGAUCCAGUUCUCAAACAAACGCAGCAAAUCCAAAUCAACUAUAAUGAUCUUGACCCUAUUGUCGAAACGCUGGAGAAGCAUGCCGUGCACACAAUCAUCUCCGCCAUCGGAAUCUACACCGACGAAGCCGCCCAAUCUCAGAUGAACCUUGUCCAGGCUGCCGAGAAAUCCAGUGUAACCAAGAGAUUUGUCCCCAGCGAAUAUUCAUUUAUCCAAACCGAGGAUCUCCUACCCCACGAUCCCAGCAUUAAGUACUGGCUUGAUGCAGCUGAAUUGCUGAAGAAAACCAAGUUGCAAUAUACUCGGGUCUGCCCUGGUGUCCUCAUGGACUACUGGGGAAUGCCUCGAGUGCGAACCAACAUCCAUCAACACAUUAUCGGGAUCGAUAUACUAGAUCUCGAGGAGUGGCCUGAAUUUAGCAUUUUUGCGGGAGAUGACACUACUUACAAUGAGCUCCUCAAGCUUGCUGAGGAGGCUCGACGCAAACAAUUCGAUGUUGUUUAUGACAGUGCUGAGAACAUCAAAGCAGGUCGGGUCACCGUGCCACCGUUCCUUACUGGGCUUUCUGAGGAGGAGGCCUGGGAACUGACCGUUCUGGUGAGCCGACUCACUAUCGCCGGUGCUUUUGAUCUACCGCAGGAGCGUAUGAAUGCAUUGUUUCCCGAUGUCAAGCCCAUCAAGAUGAGGGAAUUCCUCAUUAACACAUGGAAAGAUGGGGCUUAA